AUACUUACAUCAGUUAUGCUAUUUUCAUUUUUAAUGUUAAAAGUAGUUAAUUUUGGUUUAAAAACUGCACAUAUAUUAUGCAGAUCCUCUCCAAGUGGGAUAGUUCUGUGUUUCUGCCAUGGGAGCAGGUGGUCGAAGGUUGUUUUGAUGAGGUUACAAAGCUCCUCCCCUCUUUCCCCAAGCAGCAGUCCAAUGUACGUCAGCAGUAAUUGUAUGCCUUACACUGCUGUACAGUGAGGGUGAGUGUAAAAGACAUAUCAAAAAGAGGUAUCAAACUGAGACCUAGAUCUUCCUUUGCAAUGAUUGCUCAUUUCCAUGAGCCAUGUUUGGGAUAAAGGUUACAACUUACACAUUCUCACAUAUUUAUUUUCUUGGUUUCAUAUCCUUCCUAUCAACAGAAACUGGAUUGGGGAUAUAGUUGUUAUGAAGACUAUUUCUUUUUCUUUUUUCCUCUUCUUUAUUUUUCCACUGGAUUAUUUGCUAAUCAGACUUCAGUGCAGUCAAGAUAAAAGAGAGAAAAUCUGUUGCCUAAAUAGGAGGCUUUUAAUGAGGAUGUGAGCCCCUGGGAGCUGGAUUCAGAAGUAGAACGAUGCUGCCUGCUGUUCCUCUUGUCAUUUCUUCAGUUGCUUCUUUUCCCUUUUCCAAUGGGCCUAGUAAGCAGGAACUAUCCAAGGUACUAGGAUGCUGGAAGCUUUGCUUUUGAAUGCAGACGGUUUGCAGACACAGAGAAGAAACAGAUUACUGCUUAUUUCAGAAGAAUCUAUUCAAAUGAGGCACCUUAGCAAACCCGGGUGAUUGCAUUUGGUAUUGUAAUCAUCUAUGUGGCAAAGUGGGUAAAAAUCAUCCAGUUUCUUCUCUGCUGGACCUCAAAUCAGAGGGCUGUGUGGGUGUACCCAUCCAUUAGCUAUGCCCUCUUUUCUCUGAGUGUUGAUUUAAAGAAGCAAGUACCUGUCUUCUUUUGCCGCGGCAUUUUACCGGGAAAACUUUAAAGGCUAUUCUACCUGAUAGGAAGAAGAUCAAUAAAACACUGAUCUCUAGUGAUGAAGAAUCUGAUACUAUGGACACUUUUGCCAUCCAGAUAUAAUGCACUUUAACUGAAGAACAAACUGAGCUGUACUACAAGUCUGUUUCUUUUGGUGCUGGAAUACUCCUGCAGACUGCACUGAGAUAAAGCACGGGAAAGGGCUUUGACAGACACAAGUCACCUUUUGAUUAUUGCACUUAGCUAUCCCUGGGGACUUAAAUUUUGGAAACUGUAUCUUCCUUUUUAACAUGAUCUCCUGCAAGAUGAUGGGUUCUAAUUCAGAGGAAGACACUUUGGAUGCUUUUCUUCAGUAUAUAGAAGAUAUGGGAAUGAAGGCUUAUGAUGGCUUGGUUAUUCAGAAUGCAUCAGACAUUGCUCGAGAGAAUGAUCGCUUACGGAAUGAAACAAACCUGGCUUACUUGAAAGAAAAGAAUGAAAAACGUCGCAAACAAGAAGAAGCAAUAAAACGCAUAGGUGGAGAAGUCGGGAGAGGACACGAAGGAAGCUACGUGGGCAAACAUUUCCGAAUGGGAUUUAUGACCAUGCCUGCUCCUCAAGACAGACUUCCUCAUCCUUGCUCAAGUGGCUUUUCUGUGAGAUCCCAAUCCCUUCACUCAGUAGGAGGCACAGAUGAUGACAGCAGCUGUGGUUCUCGGAGACAGCCUCCACCAAAGCCAAAGCGGGACCCCAGUACAAAGCUGAGCACUUCAUCAGAGACCGUCAAUACCACAGCCACGGGUAAAAGCGUCAGACUCCCUGAGAGAACUGAAGGGCCAACCAAGCCCAGACCCCACAGUGAUGAAUAUUCCAAGAAGAUUCCUCCUCCUAAACCUAAGCGAAAUCCAAAUACCCAGCUAAGCACAUCUUUUGAUGAAACCUAUAUUAAAAAGCAUGGGCCUACAAAGACUUCGCUGACACGGGACACAUCCUUGUCACAGGUGAGCAGUCCUGCUCUUGAUGCUGAGGAAGAGGAGCCUGUGUAUAUUGAAAUGGUGGGGAAUAUUUUAAGAGACUUCAAAAAAGAGGAAGAUGACCAAAGUGAGGCAGUUUAUGAGGAAAUGAAAUAUCCUAUUUUUGAUGAUGUCGGCCAAGAGUCAAAAUGCGAAUUUGACCAUCACAGCUGCUCUUCUCAGUGUGCUACGCCCACAGUGCCUGACUUAGACUUCGCCAAGUCCUCAGUGCCAUGUACUCCAAAGGGUUUGCUUUGUGAUAUCCCCCCUCCCUUUCCAAACUUACUGUCUCAUAGACCCCCCUUGUUGGUAUUCCCACCAGCACCUGUCCAGUGUUCCCCCAAUUCUGAUGAGUCACCUUUAACUCCGCUUGAGGUCACAAAGCUUCCUGUGUUGGAAAAUGUGUCUUACAUCAAACAGCAGGCUGGAGCAUCUCCAUCAUCACUGCCAUCUCAUACCUCCGGUCAUCCCAAAUCAGAGAAAGACCAGACAACAGCUCAUGGACCAUCUUCCUCUUCUGUUCAUUCUUCAUCACCUCCCCAUCCUUCCACUUUAUAUAGAACGCCAUCUCCACAUGGAUAUCCUAAAAGUCACUCUGCUUCACCUUCUCCUGUUAGUAUGGGGAGAUCACUUACCCCCUUAAGCCUCAAAAGACCACCACCCUAUGAAUCUUUGCAUUCAGGAAGCAUCUCAGUAAGCUCUCCAUCAGUGCCUCAUUGUACAGCCAGAAACACAUUACAGGAAGGAGGGAAGAUGGUAAAUGCCUCUGUCAAUACCUAUGGGUCAUCUCAGAGUGGCUCCCGCUCCAGAACUCCCACAAGUCCUUUAGAAGAGCUCACCAGCCUCUUUACCUCAGGACGAAGCUUGCUGAGGAAGUCCUCCAGUGGAAGAAGAUCAAAAGAACCUGCAGAGAAACCAACAGAUGAGUUGAAAAUAAGAAGCCACAGUACAGAACCACUACCAAAGCUGGAAAACAAAGAGAGAGGUCAUCACAGGUCAUCUUCCUCUAGAGAGCCAAUAAAAGCUCAGGAAUGGGAUGGAACACCAGGACCACCAGUAACAUCAAGUAGACUGGGAAGAUCCUCUGUUAGUCCAACCUUGUUAGCAGGCAACAGCAGCUCAGAGCCUAAAGUAAGCUGCAGAUUAGGUCGGUCUGCAUCCACAUCAGGUGUGCCUCCUCCAUCAGUUACUCCCCUCAGGCAAGCCAGUGAUCUGCAACAGAGCCAGGUGGCAUGCAUGCAAUGGUUGCAUGGAGACCAUACAAUGAUGGAGAUGAUUGAGAAAAAGCGCUGUUUGUGCAAAGAAAUCAAGGCAAGACAGAAAACGGAAAAAGGUCUUUGCAAACAAGACAGCAUGCCAAUUUUACCAAGUUGGAAGAAGAAUACAGGGACAAAGAAGUACAGUCCUCCACCAUAUUCUAAACAACAAACAGUGUUUUGGGAUACUGCGAUAUGACAAAGUGUGAGAUGCUAAACUCCAUAAGACUAUUAUUUCACUUGUAUGCGAGGAAAUGUUCAGCAGGUUAGUUUAAGAGAGUAUUUGUCAACAUGUUACAUCUUCUUUACUAGUGAAAAAAUGGCAUCCUCGGAAUGCCUUAGAAUGUGUCCUUGGAAAUCCAUGUUAAGUUGUGCUUACUUAAUACAAGUCCAAGGCAUGUUAACUUUACCAACAAAUUGAGAUAAAUGUGUUUAAGGAUUUUUUUUAAUCCAAAAGAUAUUUAAAAUGUAAAUAUUUUACUAGUCUAUUGAAAGAAAACACCUGAAAUAGUACACAUAUAUACAUAUAUAAUUUACAGAGGUAUCAAGAGUUUUACUAUAUAAUGUAUUAAACAAUUUAUUUUCUAUUUUCUAUGUAAUCCCCUAAUUUGUUUUCUUGUCCUUGCCCACCUAAAUUUGUCUUCUGUACAAAAGCAUGUAACUAUAAAUCAUUGUUCAGCAGUAAAAUAUAUGAAUAAAUCUGGUGCUGGAAUGGUAGAAGUUAAAUAUCACCAUAUUCAUUAGGCACAUCUGUUACUUUUUAUUUGUAUUAAAACUUGACAGGAAAUUAAUGUAAAUGUAGCACCUAAUUUGGAUGUCCACAUCAUAUUAAAUUCAACAUCUUUUGCUACAUUAGUUUUUAAGGAGUUUAUUUUAAAUACCCUCUUGUUUAUAUUAAAUAAUGGUAAGUCAACACUCCAGAGACAGUUAUUCAGAUAUACUUGGCUAACCUAGUAGAAUAACUUUACUUUAGAAAUGUCUGUAGGGAUAUACCUCCUCGCAUUGUUGAUUUGAUUAGUGGAGACCAGGGUUCACUGUGACUAUGAAAAGGGAUAUCAGAAUUUGAAAAAUUAUACUGUUUUCUAGAAGGUUUUUUUUUAACCAUGGCAAUGUAGCCACAAUUCUUGAUAAACGGCAGAAUGAAGGGUAGGACUUUAUGUGUUUUUAAUUUUUUGCCUGAUGAAAAAAAAAAAAUUAUGAAAGUUAUUCAAGAUUUGUUUACAUUGCUUUGUGUGUGUGUGUGUGUGUGUGUGAGUGUGUGUGUGUGUGUGUGUUCAAAUGCUUCUCAAAUUACCAACAUUUAAGAUUAAAAACACAUUUAUCCAUUAAUUUAAGAUAUUCAGGUCAGAGUUUUCUGUGCAGAAUUUCCCUUUGUAACAAAUUAUGAUACCAUGACCACAACCAAAGAAUUGUCACUUUUAUUUUAUUGUUUUGAUUUGUUUUAAAAACUGGGAUGGGGUUGAUUCCAAUUGUAUAUGAUGGUAGGAUUUGUGUUAAGAGUUAUAUAUCUUCCAAAAAAAACUUAGUAAAAAUAUGAAUAUUGCCACGGAUAAAUGAAAAGUAAAUGAUCACAUAUAUUUUGUAUAUUUAAAUGACUGCGCUUCUUAAAUUUGAAAGCAUGAGCAUUCUUUAACAAUCAUUUUAGUAUUCUUUGGGGGAAAAGUGUGUUUUUUGACAUUACUGUCAUAUUGGCUUUCCUUUUUAAAAGAUAUUGACAGCAAUGCUAUAAUGCUGGUCAAUAAAACCAAAUAUAAUAGAAUUUCAUACUUUUUUGUAAUCUAUAUUGCUAAAUCUUGAGUAAUGCUUUAUCAGUGUAGUUCCUUUCAAGCCUUUGAGAUAUUUUAAAGAUAAUUUUAAUAAUUUAUAGCUAAUGUAUAUUUUGAUGUCCAAACUCAGAAUUCUGUACAAGAUAAGGAAAAAGGUAAGUGUUUGUAUUUACAUGUGUGAUUGAAUAUGCAGAAAAUAUUUGCAAAAGCAAAUUAAGAGUAAGAGGAUUUUCCAUAAUUAUAGGAAGUUAUGAAAAAGUCUUUAGCACUUCAAGAUAAUUUCUGUCCCUCAAAUUCAUCAACUGUUUGUUGUUUAAAAUCCAACCACCACUGGCUUAUAAAAAUGAAAACUUUUAUGAAAACACAUUGAUUUAAUGAAAAUGUUCAUGAUUUUAGCUGUUUACUAUUUACUUAAGUAAAUCAUACCACAGAGAUCCAAUCAAAUCAAACUGAAGAGAUGUAGUUCUUUUUUAAAGUUAUAUUUAGGAUCAAAGUAGUAAUCCUUGUUAUAACCUUAAAACAUAUUGAGGAAAUAAUUGCUAAAGAAAAUAUUAAUAUACUUGUAACUUUUUAUGUAAUCUCUUUUAAGCAUGAAGGAAAAUUGGCAUUAUAUAUAAAACUUGACAAAUGGUCAAGCAUACAUUUUUGAUUUUAAUGGAUCUACUGUUGUGUCCAACAAGAUUUGAUUCUCCUUUCUAACUUUUCUAGUUUCUUAGGUUAAGAUACAUAUUUCCAUGUAAUUUUUAACCAAGCCCAAUUCAAAAGUGAUGCAAUUGAAUGAUAUGAAAAAUGACAUCACUGUGAUUUAAAUCCUGAUAUUUUCAGGAUUAUAUGCCUAUGAAAUUGAUGAUUGUAUGUACCUAAUCAAAUCCAAUGAGCAUUUAUUAAUCAAUGAGCAUAUGCAAUAAGCAAAGCACUGUGGUGGAUGCCAAAGACAAAACAAAAACAAAAACAAAUAAAAGAAAAACUACCCUUGUUAAUUAAGAUUAACAUUGGAAGGGAAUGAGUUUGUGUAAAUAAAGCUUUCAUUAAAUGAUUUGCUUUUUUUUUUUUUUUUAUUUGAAGCUGAAGAGAAUGUUAGUAGACAAGAUUAAGUGGAAAGACAACCUAUUGAGAACCAGAAAAACAAAUUAUGGAUCUGAUCUGAUAAUUGAAAGCAAAACACUAAAAUUCUCUAACACUUGAUUGAUCUGGUUCAUUAUCUUCCUGAUCAAAUCAGGCAUGACAUGGUCAUCAAGUUAUUUUGCUACAGCCUACUAGUUCAGCUCCAAGUCUCAUUGGUAGUCUCAUUGAUCGUCAGGGAGAUGGAUUUUCUGCAUAUAGAUUUCCUCAGUAGAGAUAAAAUGAAAUUUUUGAAGUGAAAGUGAGUCAAAAAAAGGACAAAAAAACCAAUUCAAUAUGAGAAUACUAUCACCUAUAUAGAGAAAGCAUAUCAGUGUAUUCCCUGGCAUAGAGUUUCUU
This is a messenger RNA of Sarcophilus harrisii (Tasmanian devil), 6457 nucleotides long. It is a transcript of the gene NYAP2, whose product is annotated as neuronal tyrosine-phosphorylated phosphoinositide-3-kinase adaptor 2. The record is from RefSeq and is a predicted model, not a curated record. Gene Ontology annotation, biological process: phosphatidylinositol 3-kinase/protein kinase B signal transduction; neuron projection morphogenesis. The transcript is spliced from 8 exons. The coding region runs from base 1273 to 3429 and encodes 718 amino acids. Lineage: Eukaryota; Metazoa; Chordata; Mammalia; Dasyuromorphia; Dasyuridae.